Bipolaris zeicola 26-R-13 is the source of this 3642-nucleotide messenger RNA. RefSeq lists its product as uncharacterized. The record is from RefSeq and is a predicted model, not a curated record. The transcript has 3 exons. Gene Ontology annotation, cellular component: MutSalpha complex; nucleus. NCBI's taxonomy places the organism in Eukaryota, Fungi, Ascomycota, Dothideomycetes, Pleosporales, Pleosporaceae. Gene Ontology annotation, biological process: mismatch repair. Bases 1 to 3642 code for a protein of 1213 amino acids. Gene Ontology annotation, molecular function: mismatched DNA binding; ATP-dependent DNA damage sensor activity; ATP binding.
AUGGCUCGCGGUGUCGAAGGAAACGAAAUGUCAACGCCCCGCCCAUCCCAAAAGAAGCAACCUUCCUCAGUCUCCCAGUCAGGGAAGGGCCAGAAAUCCAUUCUCGGCUUCUUCCAGAAGAAAACUACCAAUUCACCAAGCCCCGCACCGUCUGAUGUCACACCGGACCAAAAAACGCCCACUUCCAAAAUCGCCUCCAAGGCCUUUACAAAGCCUUCUGCUGCCAUCACGCCGGUUCCCAGCAGCGAUGCUCCAGACCACUCAAGUCCUAUCAAACAAGACCAAGAGCUCACAGUAGGGCGGAACAAGGAGAAUGAAAUAGCAGAUGUUACUCCUAGUAGCCCAACACGUAAAGCUAGAAAACCCGUCAAUUACGCCGAAUCCGACGAUGAAGAUGACGAUGUACUCGGACCUAUCGCAAACAAUGCGAGGGGUCGGGCUACAAAGCGCCAGCGAAUGGUUGUCGACGACGAUUCCGACGAUGAGUUUGGUUUGGACGCUGCCACGCAGAGAGCAAUGCUGGAAGAGGAAGAGGAAGACGAUGAUGUUGAUGAUUUCAUCGUACCCGAUGAUUCUGAAGAAGAAGUCGUAUCGAAGAAGCGCAAACGCCCAACAUCUACAAAGCCACGCACCAAAGCCUCACCGGCAUCAUCACCACCACCUAUUGUCAAUGACAAUGAUGUCGAGGAUGAAGCAGACAUCGUAAUGAAUAGCACAUCUACAGCACAACAAUGGAUAUACGAUCCCGAGAAUCCCACGGUAUUCAAGCCACGAAAAGCGGUUCCUUCUUUGAAGAAAGAACUAAGCGUAAGAGCCAAAGCGAAGCCCUCUGCUUCAGAACCUGAGGCAAGAUACCCAUGGCUAGCGAACAUGCAAGACGCCGACCGCCAUCCACCCGACCAUCCUGACUACGAUCCCCGUACCUUGUUCAUCCCGCCAGCUGCCUGGCGUGAAUUUUCGCCUUUUGAAAAGCAGUACUGGGAGAUCAAGAGCAAGUGGUGGGACACUAUAGUUUUCUUCAAGAAAGGAAAGUUUUACGAGCUCUACGAGAAAGAUGCAUCGAUCGGCCACCAGCUCUUUGAUCUCAAGCUGACUGAUCGUGUCAACAUGAGGAUGGUGGGUGUUCCAGAAGCCUCGUUGGAUAUGUGGGCAACACAGUUUGUGGCGGCUGGCUACAAAGUCGCUAGGGUUGACCAGAUGGAAUCCGCUUUGGGCAAAGAGAUGCGCGAACGUGACGAUAAGGGCAAAACUCCAAAGAAAGCUGAGAAGAAAGGCAAGGAAGUCAUUCGCCGAGAACUGGCCACUGUUCUAACAUCAGGUACCCUUGUGGACACUGGCAUGCUCCAGAGCGAAAUGUCGACUUACUGCAUGGCGAUCAAAGAGAUUGACCGUGACAAUUUGCCCGCUUUCGGAAUUGCGUUUGUUGACACUGCGACGGCGCAGUUUCAGCUUUGUGAGUUUACAGAUGACAUUGACAUGACCAAAUUCGAAACUCUCAUUGCGCAAAUGAGGCCCGGCGAGUUGCUCUUAGAAAAGUCGUGUGUUUCAGCAAAGGCGCUUCGUAUUCUGAAGAACAACACUGGACCAACCACCAUCUGGAACUGGCUGAAGCUGAACAAAGAAUUCUGGCCAGCCGAUAUCACGAUCCGAGAAAUCGAAGUCAACAGUUACUUCGAGUCGCCAACAGAAGAUAACAUCGAAGCCUGGCCACCGGUGCUUCGCGAAGCCCGCGAAAAAGAACUUGUCAUGUCCGCAUUCGGUGCCCUCCUCCAGUAUCUGCGAACAUUGAUGAUUGAGCGCGAUCUUGUUACGCUCGGCAACUUCCAGUGGUACGAUCCCAUUCGCAAAGCGACAAGCUUGGUGCUCGACGGACAGAGCUUGAUCAAUCUGGAAAUCUUUGCAAAUACGUUUGAUGGAGCGACAGAGGGCACAUUGUUCGCUAUGUUGAAUCGCUGCAUCACACCGUUUGGCAAGCGACUACUCCGACAAUGGGUUUGUCAUCCACUGGCAGACGCACAAAAGAUCAACGCUCGCCUUGACGCUGUAGAUGCGCUGAAUAAGGACUCAGCCAUUAUGGAGAACUUCAGCGGCUCACUGAGUAAGCUCCCAGAUCUUGAGCGUCUUAUCUCCCGCGUGCACGCUGGCCGGUGCAAGGCACAAGACUUCCUGAAGGUCUUGGAAGGUUUCGAGCAGAUUGAGUACACCAUCAGUUUGCUGAAGCAGUUCAGCGAAGGAGAGGGCGUCAUUGGCCAGCUCAUCUCAUCGAUGCCGGAUCUAGCUGCAUGUCUCGAGAAGUGGAAGUCUGCUUUUGACCGUGAAGCAGCCAGGAAAGAUGGAAUUCUGAUCCCUGAAGCUGGUGUUGAGGAAGACUAUGAUAAUAGUCAGGCGGAUAUUGAUAGUUGCGAGGCCAAUCUCGAGGCGCUGUUGAAGAAGGUGCGCAAAGAACAGGGCUCGAAUGCAAUCAUCUACAAUCACCUCGGAAAAGAGAUUUAUCAACUGGAAGUGCCGAAGAAGGUCAAGGUGCCCAAUAGCUGGGAUCAAAUGUCGGCCACAGCCAAGGUCACUCGCUAUUACACGCCCGAGUUGCGGAAGCUGGUGCGAGCAUUGCAAGAAGCGCAAGAGACUCAUGGUCAAAUCACUCGCGAGGUUGCCACUCGCUUCUGCCAGCGCUUUGACGAGGACUACAAGAUUUGGCUUGCAGCAGUCAAGAUCAUUGCUCAGCUCGACUGCCUCAUUAGUCUUGCAAAGGCAUCUGCGUCGCUGGGAGAGCCAAGUUGCCGACCCGUCUUCGUGGAGGGCGAACGAACCAUUGUUGAGUUCGAGGAGCUUCGCCACCCGUGCAUGCUCAACACAGUCGAUGACUUUAUCCCCAAUGAUAUUAAGCUGGGCGGUGACGCGGCCAACAUUAGCCUGCUCACGGGUGCCAACGCAGCUGGUAAAUCAACCAUCCUGCGUAUGACAUGCAUAGCUGUUAUCCUCGCCCAAGUGGGUUGCUACUUGCCGUGUACAUCGGCCAGACUCACACCCGUCGACCGCAUCAUGUCUCGUCUAGGCGCCAACGACAACAUCUUCGCAGCACAAUCCACCUUCUUCGUAGAACUGUCUGAAACACAAAAGAUUCUGUCAGAAGCAACAUCACGAUCGUUGGUCAUCCUGGACGAACUGGGCCGUGGCACCUCAUCCUACGACGGCGUAGCAGUCGCACAGGCUGUGCUACACGAUGUUGCAACGAGGGUGGGCUGCGUGGGCUUCUUCGCUACGCAUUACCGGUCGCUCGCCAAGGAGUUUGAAUUCCACCCCGAAGUCCAGAAUAAGCGGAUGCGUAUCCAUGUUGAUGAUGAGUCUAAAUCGAUUACCUUCUUGUACAAACUUGAAGAGGGCGUUGCAGAGGGCAGCUUUGGUAUGCAUUGCGCUGCCAUGUGUGGUAUCCCAAGCAAGGUCAUUGAGAAUGCGGAGAAGGCGGCCAAGGAGUGGGAGCAUACGAGUAGGCUGGGUGAGAGGAUGGAGGUGAAGAAGGAUGAGGGUGGUGUGUAUGUGCCACUGGGUUUGCAGAGUGAUGUUGCGUGGGCGUUGCGAGAAGGGUUGGAAGGAGUGGGAGAACGAGCGAUGGAUGUGCUGCUCGAAGCUAUUGCUGCGCUUUGA